AAUUCUUCAUAAGCUUUAUUUCAGUAUUUAGAAGUUGGUUUAAUGGUGUUUACUUUUUCAUAUCUUCAGAAGCUCGGGUACAAAAUAAAGAAAAACAUCAGCCGCCAUUUUAAUAAACUAUAAAACCUAAGAUAACAUUUGUUAGCCGACAUAUUGGUAACUUUUAUAAAAGUUGAUUAAUAUUAAAGGACAAUUUGACGUCAUUAUUUAAACCUACACUUUAGUUGGAAUAACUUUUAGGUUAGACAAAAAGGUUUAUUUUGGGGUUUUUAAGCCUUCAUUUUAAGACAGGACAGUGGAUAGAGUCAGAAAUCAGAGAGAGAGAGAGGGGGGGGGGGAAAUGACAUGCAGGAGAGGAGCCACAGGUCGGAUUCGAACCUUGGCCGCCCGCUUGGAGGUCCACAGUAGUCAACAUGUAGCGCUCAUAACAAUCACCAGACUACCAGCGCCCCCAGAUGUUUAUUUUUAGAAGUCUGUUUAAAUAAAUAACUUUUAAUAAAUGUAGACUAGGCCUGUUGUACCAUCCAGUGUUUCUAAAUCCCCAAACUAAUCAGAUGUAGUUUAUUUUAUUGUUUGUUUUUUAGACUUUUAAAGGGAAAAUAAUGACGUGUGUUCUUGUUUUACAUUUGAAAUAAGUCUUAAUAUUUGUUUAUCUUCUGUACUGAUUCUCUGCUCAGUCGGCUGUGAGCUUCAUGACUUUAAUCUGCAGCAUUCACUGACCCUGACGGUGCAGGCAGACUUUUAUUUAUUUAUUUAUUUUUCAAAUUAAGCUUUAAUAUAAACACACGUUUUAGUUUUAAAUGUUGUUCUGAACUUGAAAUAAAAACACAGUCAGAUCAGUGUGCUCUAAAAGUUUUAAAGUUGUGAUUUAGGUACAAAAAAAUAUAAUUCAGUCUUAAAGUCCUUCUCUGAGAGCACCGACCUCCAACAGUUUCCUUCUGUAAUGAUAAAGGUGUUUAUUUGUGUGUGUCCGUUAAGGAGGAAAUGGAGAAUCCUAACUCUGCAUUUUCUUUUUCAGCUCAGAGCCGCGCAGAGACCAGAGUCUGAAGAACUCAGUAUGUCUGACUCAGUGAGGGACCGCAGGUUAAAACGCUGGCUUAAUGAGCUCAACCCGACCUCCACCCAACUGAAGAUAGAUGGCGCUGCAGCAGCAGAUGAUGAUAAUGACUCAGCCCACACAUCUGUCAAGCUUGAUGACGACCAAUCGACAUGUCCAUCUGAUCUAUCCCUCCACAGUGAUCGGUCAAAAGGAAAAAUUAUUGAUUUUAAAAAAUUAGAAAAAAGCGACCCAAACAAGUAAGUGUUUUCAACAAUGAAUCCUGACAGUCAUGUUUGUACACACACACACACACACACACACACACACACACUGAGUCUGUUUUGCUGCAUGUUUAAAAAACAAAUACAAUCUCAUGUUGAGUCGAUCAUGUUUGCACUCUGAAAACUUUCAUCUGUCUUUAUUAUUUUCACAACAGGUUUGUUUUUCUGUUUGAACACAUCUGACUCAGAGUGCGAGGUUCCUGUGUAACGUUUUGAUCGGAUUACAGAUCUGAAAAACACAUUUUUAAAAAACAGACUCAGUGUGCAAAGACCUUAAAGAUGAAACAACCCUCAUGGUUGAUGUAAAGCAAACGCCAUGCUCCUGUUUAAAAGAUGUUGAAGUGAUGUUGAGUUUUCAAGUCAAAUGUUUGACUGAAACAUCAACACCUCCUCUCUACUUUGAUCCUUUGUGUCAUUCAUGGAAUAAAGAAACAACACAGUGUUUAAUGUGUUGCUCAGUGUCUGCUUUGCUCUUCAUAUUUCAUUUGUAAUAAAGAAACAUCAUCAGUGUGUCUCUUGUUGCAGGGGUUGGUCAUUGAAAUUUCUGCAGAAACUGAGGAAACUCUUUCCACAUCGUUUUUUUGCCGACCUCCCACCUCAUUUCUUUCUCAGAGAUGACGACCAAUCAUCAUGUUCAUCUGAUCCAUCCCUCCACAGUGAUCACUCAAAUGGAAAAAUAAUUGAUUUUAAAAAAUCUGAAAAAAUGACCCAAUCAAGUAAGUGUUUUCAACAAUGAAUCCUGACAGUCAUGUUUGUACACACACACACUGAGUCUGUUUUGCUGCAUGUUUAAAAAACAAAUACAAUCUCAUGUUGAGUCGAUCAUGUUUGCACUCUGAAAACUUUCAUCUGUCUUUAUUAUUUUCACAACAGGUUUGUUUUUCUGUUUGAACACAUCUGACUCAGAGUGUGAGGUUCCUGUGUAACGUUUUGAUCGGAUUACAGAUCUGAAAAACACAUUUUAAAAAAACACACUCAGUGUGCAAAGACCUUAAAGAUGAAACAACCCCCAUGGUUGAUGUAAAGCAAACGCCAUGCUCCUGUUUAAAAGAUGUUGAAGUGAUGUUGAGUUUUCAAGUCAAAUGUUUGACUGAAACAUCAACACCUCCUCUCUACUUUGAUCCUUUGUGUCAUUCAUGGAAUAAAGAAACAACACAGUGUUUAAUGUGUUGCUCAGUGUCUGCUUUGCUCUUCAUAUUUCAUUUGUAAUAAAGAAACAUCAUCAGUGUGUCUCUUGUUGCAGGGAUCAAGAAUUGAAACGCCUGCAUGAAAUUAGGGAAUUCAAACGUUCUUUGCCCCUUUUUCCACCUACAUCGUGAGUAAAAUGUAUUUACAACAUAUACAGUAUGUAUUCUUUCAGAUGAAGCUAUGAACAUCAUUUAAAUGUUUUUUUCUUCAGAAAGGUAAAUUGAUCUUUGUUGUCAUGUCUCUAUUGUUCAUGAAUGUUUAUUUCAUAUUUUAAUUAUGAAAUUUUGUAAGUUGACAUUUUAAAGCCGGACCGUCUUCUCCUCCAGAGAAAAUUACAUGUUUCUUUAUUAAUGAACAUUUUGGUCAACGACACAAAGUAUAAAUAACAUGUUUCUUUUUUUUACACUUACUUUGAUCAUAUUAAAAAAAUUAGCUGCUUUUGAUUUUAAUGUUUAUUUUGAUGAAGAAUAAUCAUACAAUGCUUAUUACUCCAUGCAGGAGGAAGAAGAGACCAAAUCAGUGAUCUAAAAGUCUGAACUUUUGGAUGACUGGUUGUUUGAAAACCAUGUUGAGUACAAUGAUCUGUAGCUCUUUUUAUGACAGCUUCAUUUGGAUACUUAUGGAUACAAAUUAAUGUAAAUGAUAAGAUUUGUUAGUCAGAGAAGACUGUUGUUUUUUAUUAUUUUAGUCACUUUAAAACUCUAUAAUUAAUAAUACUUCGGUGUUAAAGUGUUUUCUUUGUCAAGGUUCAUACAGUAAAUACAGGAGUUGUAUUACUGAGUUUUAGUCAUUGUGCCAAUUUAACAAUGUGGAAAUACUUUAAGACAAAAUCUGAGAAGAAGCACUAAAGUCUGAGUAACAUCUUUUUAACAGUAUUUCAUUAUGCUGAAAGUACGGUGGCUGGGAAGUGCAAACCAAAAAUACAAAGUGUGAAAUACUUUUGCAAAGCUUGAGACAAAUUUAAACAAAAUUACAAAAGCAACACACUUGAAUCAAAGACCAAACUUAUUUACAUUUUAGAAAACACAUUUAAAAGGUGUCAAACACUUUAGGAGCGAUGAGACAAAUUUACAAACGUCAGAAAGGGGAAUGUACCAAAUGCAGGAAGCAGUCAAUGAAUCCGUUUUCACAUAUACAGUGUUUAAAAUGAUUUCACGAGGACUGCUCCGGAUAUUCUCCUGACCUGGCUGUUCACAUAUGCUCCUCACAGCAGGAGACUAUCAAUGUCAUGGAUUUGUCUAUUUUUCAAGACAUGAAAAAAUGAACUGAGGCAAGCUCUGAGCUCCGUUACCAUGACAAUUACAAAUGUUUGUAUAUGUAUAAUCUCAUAAUAUACAAAGUAUACAUUAUAAAAGGAAUUGUACAAUUAUUUCAGAUUAAGUUUUUUCCAUUGUAUGUAUUUGUUGUUGGGGAGGGGGUCAGGAUGUUUUUUGUCUAAAACUGUGACCACUUGAUUAUCACAGCAAUACUGCUGUACUGUCAUAAAGAAAAAUGUAUGAAUACAGUUAAAAAAAUGAAAGUUAUUUUCGUUUUCUAAUACAAUAAAAUAAAAUCUGUUCGAACAUCAUGCAUAUGGACAAUGGGGUAUUUUAUUUUGAAACGAGAGAACCGGAAGUGGUGUUUUAUUUUGAAGCAGUUAUGACAGUAAGGAGACACAUUUUUGGCCGCCGUUGUUUUGAGAUUCACAUCAUGAGAAAAUAAGUCUUAGGCAUUUUAAGGUGCGCAGUAUCGCCCAGUCAUGGAUUCCGCUUUUGAGAGGCACUGCUUGGAGCUGGUGGCCCGGGAGAGGAGCGGACACACGGCCGUGGUGGAGGACAGCCUGCUGUAUGUGUGGGGGGGAUACAUGUCAGUCGCUGAUGAUGAAGUGUUCCUACCCAAUGAUGAAAUCUGGGCGUACGACCUCGAACAAGGCUCAUGGAAAGUGUUUCACAUGCCAGGGGAAGUCCCUCCCUCCAUGUCUGGGACCUGCAGCUGCUCCCUGGAUGGUCACAUGUACAUAUUUGGAGGCUGCGAUGACUUCGGACAGACCAAUCAGAUCUAUUGUGUCAACCUGACAGACGGCAAAUACACAUGGAGGAAGAUCACGCACCAGGUUGGCUCGGCUCCCUCACCUCGAGACAAACUGUCCUCCUGGGUUUACAAAGGAAGGAUCGUCUACUUUGGAGGAUACGGUCACAAACUGCUGACCGACGUGGACAGCAGGAACAGAAGCUUCAUUGUGGAUGAAGCAUCAUCAGUAGAAGACAUUUUCUGGGGAUGGAACAACGAGGUUCAUAUAUUUGACCCCAUGCAUUCCAGCUGGAGUCAACCGCAGACCCAUGGUCGCGCUCCCGCCCCGAGAGCUGCUCAUGCCAGCGCCACGAUUGGACGCAGAGGGUAUAUCUGUGGAGGCCGAGUCAUGGAGACCAGGACGAACGACAUCCACUGCCUUGACCUUGAAUCGUGGACGUGGUCAGAAAUAGUCCCGCUGUCGAGCGCUCCGGUGGGCAGGUCGUGGCACACGCUCACCGCCGUAUCAGACAACGGCUUGUUCCUGUUUGGCGGUCUCAGCGUGGACUGCAAACCAAUGAGUGACGGCUGGUUGUUUGAUGUGGAAACAAAGACGUGGAGAGAAGUGGAGCAUCCCUUUAAGACGAAGCCGAGGCUGUGGCACUCGGCAUGUCCAGGCAAAGACUCUGAUGUGAUCGUGUUCGGUGGAAGCUGUGACUACAUCCUCCUUGUGGACACUGGUCACUGCAACGAUGCACUUGUCUUCCAGACGCAGCCGUAUCCUCUAUUCAGGAUCUGUGUGGAUUACAUCGCAAAGAGCGCGAGGAACUCAGAGCCCCUCCGACAUCAGCUGCCUCUCCUGCCGCCCAAACUCCUGACGGCAGUCCAGACGAGGACGUGUUUCUACAGGCCGUCGAAGAAGCAGAAAUCGGAGUCACCGUGACGUCUCAAGUUGCCAACAACACAAAACUGUUUUACAUCCUUUUAUUCAAGUACUGUCCUUCCUUCAGUGUGAACAUCUCAGCCACGCUCAGGGCCGGCCUUUUUUUAAAUUCUUCUUAAUCGGUAUUUAUCAUUUUAUGGUGUUACAUUUUGUUGGUUUUACAGACGCUGUGGGUUUCAUGUGUACAGUCUGCCUGCUGGUAUAUUAUGAAGAAAGUUGCUUUAAUGGCUGUGAGGAUUAAACGGCAUGCUGAACACUUUU
Messenger RNA from Labrus mixtus (cuckoo wrasse), 5701 nucleotides. RefSeq names its product kelch domain-containing protein 1. NCBI's taxonomy places the organism in Eukaryota, Metazoa, Chordata, Actinopteri, Labriformes, Labridae. The coding region runs from base 4247 to 5440 and encodes 397 amino acids. The transcript is spliced from 17 exons. Gene Ontology annotation, molecular function: protein binding. The record is from RefSeq and is a predicted model, not a curated record.